CGGUGCUCAGGAGCCACAUCGGGACUGAGUGUGAGUUUUGGACCGGAGUCUGAAUUAAACUCGUCUCUUGACUCGUGUUAAAAGUUUGAUGAUGUCUUUACACGCAUUCACCGGCCUGGCGCUGGCACGCGCACAGCUGCUCUCGCCCAGGUGAUCUAAUCCGAGCUGACUUGCUGGUUAAAUAUUGACAGGAGCUGACGUGGGCUCGCUGAGCAGAAUUCAGACGAGGCUUUUCUCUGCCGGCGCUGCGUGCCGCAUCAUCAUUCCAACUCGCUCUCUCUCACACACACACACACACACACACACAUGCACACAGUGGCAGCCGGCAGCUGAGACUCGGCGAGGGGGUCGGGGGGCAAGAAGAGGCACAACGAAGCGGGAGGCGAGCAGACGACAGAGGAAAAAGCGGCAGCGCGGGAUGAGCCGGUUCGAGGGCCGCGGCGCGGUGUCGGGCUGCGGGAGGAUCCGGGACGCCCCCCUGCUGGAGCUGCUGGCGGAAUACAUGGACGCCAACAAAUGCAUCGGGGAGCUCCUCAAGCAGCUCGACGAGGAGCGGCGAAACGUCCGAAGGGAAAAGCUGGCCGCGGCUCGCCUGCAGAGGGAAGUCGCACGGAGCAGGAGCGAAGGAACAAUGCGAGAAAAGCUGAUCCACGAGCUAGAGGAAGAGCGACGGCUGCGACUGGAGAGCGAGAAGCGCCUCCGGGAGGUGACGGAGGAGUCGGAGCUGGGACGGGCGCAGAUGGUGUCACUGCAGCAGCAGUUCUCCAGGAUGGAAGAGACGCUGCGGUCUCUGCUGCAGAACCAGGGCGUGGUGGAGCACGCGGCCGUGGACACGAUGGACAUCAUGAAGGCCUACAGGGACAAGCUCUCCGAGGAGGUGCGUAAACAGUACGACGGUCUCGGAGAGAAAGGCUCUCCGACGGAGCCGGACGCGCCCGUCGCCGAUCCCGGCCCAUCGGAAGAGGGCGACGGCGACGGCCGACCGCUCGUGGAUCGCCUCAAGGCCCUGGAGGAGAAGAAUUCCGCCCUGGCCGUGGAGAACGAGAGCCAGAGGGAACAGUACGAACGCUGCCUGGAUGAGGUCGCCAAUCAAGUGGUGCAGGCGCUUCUCACCCAGAAGGACCUGAGGGAGGAAUGUGUGAAGCUGCGGACUCGAGUCUCUGACCUGGAGCAGCAGAAUCGGGCGCUGGGAGUUCUCUUCCAGCAGCGCAUCAAGCCCGCCUCGGACCUGCUCCUGCAGAAACUUCACUCUCGGAUCCUGGAUCUGUCUGCGGCAGAUUUGCUUUUGGAGCCAGAGAGAAGCAAGGCGUUCUUACUUUCCAGGAAUACCGACUCCCCCUCCAGCGAGGUUCAGUUGAAUGGAAAGGCAGGUCUCCCUGUGGCCAAGUGCCUGAGCCAGCUGAGCCUGACGGCGCCCGCGUACCCACGCAGCAGCUGCAGCAGCAGCGAGAUGUCCCUGUCGAGCGCGUGCAGCGAAUUCUCCAGCGGCUCCUACACCUGGAAUGAUGGACGCUCCUGUGGGAAGAUGUCGUCGCUGACCUGGGAGAACAGGCUGAGUUUGGGUUCCUCGGCGCCGAGUAACAUCUGUGCCCCACCGGAGGAGCAGCUGCCCCCCACGAGGCGCAAGGAGAGCAACAUACUCGAGGGACUGAGGAAGCUCCAGAGGGGGAAACACAGGAGCUCCUCUGCCUCGUCCAAGGUUUCCAGGUCGGCCGACAAGGACUGCAUGAACUCAAACGAGGGCAUCUACUCCCUGGGAAUAAAGAGCGGCAGCAAAGGGGUCUCCAAGCCUACCCAUGUGGUUAGAGCUUUAGCCACUGGGGGCAAGAAGUUCUCCUACGAUUCUGACGAUGCCGAUGAUGAAUUGGCUCAUUCCAGUCGAGCGGACGACAUCCCCACGAAGGACGGCUGGUUUUACUGCAAGAGGCUCUCCCGCAGCAUCUCAGACAGUUUGUGCAGCUGGGAGGGGCUGCAGGACAGCGGAGGUGACUGCAGCCCAGGGCCGGGGGCUUUAAAACGCCGCCCUGGCUGUGGCUCAAAAGAGCGUCCCGAGAAACUCCUGAGUUUCAUCAACAGUUUUCUCCCCGAGGGGGGGAGGAAAUCCGCUUUCACGAAACCACCCGUGCUGCACUUCAACCCCUCUGACCCGGCGGGUCCAAACCCCCUCUCUGACAUGGAGGAUUCUGAGGAACUCAACUCAGAGUCUAGUGACAUCCGAAUGUCCUCCAGCCAGCCACCGGAGCGCGCAGAGACGGAAUCCAAGAGGCCGUCACGAGACGCUGCCAAGCUCCUCGCACAGCAGUGGUUGCGAAGGGAGCAGGGACGCACCCAGUCUGCAGACGGGAGGCCGAGGCCUUUCUGUCUCGUUCAGGAGCCCAACGGGGAAAAGUUUGCUCAGUCGGAGGAGAGCGUUUUGGCAAUAUUUGAUGCGGAAGGAGAGCCUAUUGAACUUUGUGCUCAGAAGCUCGCAGCAGGUGCUGGGCCACAGAAUGACGCGCAAAGUGGCAAAGCAAUGGCCGAUUACGCAGAACUGUGGCCAACGAGGCAAAAAUCAGCAAACGCAAGAAACUACACGGUCCUUGAAUCGCCGGAGAAGCCGUCUGAAUACCUAAUAAACAGAGAGGGCAGCGCAGAAAGGGCGUCAAUGCAGCUGACUCCACAAAGGAAACUAAUCAAACCCCCAACCAACCGACCCAAUAAGGGCCAUUGCAUUCCUCCCGUGAACGACUCUGUUGCUCCACCGCCAAGUGCUUCGAAGAUACCCGGUCGAAACAAACCUGUAGGAUCGCCGCUGAGAUCGUCUAAGGGCUGCUCCACCGAACCGAGCGGAAACUCCGGAGCCACCGGUCAGGAGAAGUCCUCCUCCUCACACGCAGUUAAAAUGCCCAGGUUCGUCAAAACGCCAGGCCCAAAGGCCGUGAGCUCCAAGCUCCCCAGCAGGGCCGAGAGGAGGAAGGGCUCCUCCUCCAGCUCCCCUCGCCUGUCGAGGCGGCACCUGGAGUACGGUGACAACGGCGAGCAGCCAACCAGAGACAAACACUGUGAAACCAGCAAAAACAAACUCAGGUCCCCUUCUCCGCCCCCUCCCCCGGGCCGCACCACCUCCUUACUCAUCAGACCAAAUUACGAAGCGUCGCCUCAAGCACAUAAAACAUGGGCGGCUCAAACCUCCACGCUAACCACUGUGAGGGGCCCUCCUCCAAGCUACCACACCUCACUUGUACCAAAUAUGCAAAGCACGCUACCCAUCAAGGAUAAAGACUGUUUAGACUUGGACGCGGGCUACGGGACUGCACUCGCACCUCAGAAACUGGUUGAGAAAAGCAUUCAGCACCUUCAAAAGCUCCCCGCCACGACGCAGGCGACGAACAAAGGCACUUCCAAGAGGAUGACCGCGAAAGACUACCUCCCUUCUGCAAACUCAGGGUGUGCUCCAGAAACUGACAAUGCACCUAAAAGCUCAAAGAAUGUCCCUCCUCCGUACAGUGCCCUGAGAGGGUCCUCGCUCCUAAACUCCUUCGCAAGUAAAAGAGGAUCAACCCAUGAAAAUGUCCACGAGGCCGUGCAGAAGACCUCUAUUAGUUUACCCAUAUCGCUUCAGGACACCGCUCAAGGUAAAACAGAACCCCAAAGGGGCAAAGCAGUUGUCAGUCCGCCCAGUCCAGUCGUGAUCUCCCCCAACAGCGCCGAAAAAGCCUCAAAAACUCGCAUCCCGAUGGGGUUUAAAGCUUUUUUAAAAUCUCCUCCGAGCCAUCAAAAUAGUCCCUCCACACCAGGAAAGCUAGAGAAAGAUCAUAUCAACUCAGUUUCCAAGGAGACUGUGACUUCAAAUGCCUCUACCCAGUACGAGAGUGUGCAGUCGGUGUACAGUAUUGAUGCAUCAUCCAAGACGUCCGUGUCAGAGGCGAAGGGUGAUGUCCAGUGUAGGUUAGCGGAUGAUAAAGUCCAUGCUUCUGGGUCGCCAGAGGAGGAGGCUUGUGGGAAAAGGAGCAGUCAGCUUUUCUCUAGAUCCAUAUCCGUUACUACCAAACCCCAUCUUAAGCCGGCCUUGGGGAUGAAUGGGGCCAAAGCGAGGAGCCAGAGUUUCAGUACCAACUACAUUGAGAAACCGAACAUCAAUGUUCUCGAUGGGCCGGGGAAAAUCCGCACUCAAAUCAUCACUAACUCGGGGGAACGGGGAAACUCUUUGUCAAGGCAGACUUCCUUGGAGGUACCAAGUGUUGGGGAGAGCCCCGUACAUUCCCCCAGGACGAGGCUCAGCCACUACGGAGGCAUGACCGGCUCCAAUAGCCAGAACGUCCUGCCUGAGAUAACUUCUAAGUCGGGCUCCAAAGGUGACGGGUCGCAGGGCGCGGCGAAGGGGGAGACCUCCGCCUCACCAUCUCAAAAAGCGGCGCGUAGCUUACCCAGCGGUGACAGGAUUGGCUUGAGCAAUGUUCGUAAGGCGGCGAAAGUUGCAUCUCAUCCCCAAUUUCUCGCUGCCGCCUCUUGCGUCUAUCGGCCGGAAAAUCCAGCGCGAGAGACGGAAUGCUUACAAACAACCGGCGACGAGCCGGAUUCUAGCAGGGAAGUCAAACCCCAAGCAGACUCUGUGGACACGGAGGAGAGGAAAACCAGCCCGACGGUCUGCACCAUCGAAGAAAAAGUCAUGAUGGGAAUUGAAGAGAAUUUGCAGAAAUGUCAAGAACAGGUGAAAGUAGCUGCCAGCGAGACCAAGCAGAAAACGGGCCCCUCUCUGGCAAACUGGUUCGGCCUCCGCAAGAGCAAACUCCCGGCUCUGAGUGGCAAGAAGGCAGACCCCCCGAGGGGCAAAGAGGACAAGAAAGAAUCAAAGAUUGGAUCCGUGCUGGCGGGAAAAGCGAUGAAGUCUGACAAGAGGAAGGAUAAGAAGAAGAAUGAUAGCCAGCAGAGGGACAGUGUGGAGGGGCAGAGUCUGUCUGAGAUGAACAAUAAACUGAGCACCAUCAUGGAUCACUGCAACAAUCAGAUGGGUCAGAUUGCCAGUCAGAUCCAGUGUACGACGGCCUUCAUCGGCAAAGACCAGUUUGUGAAAGAGCUUCUUGGCAGGACUGCUGUGAAGAGCAGCUGUGUGUCUGCGUCGCCGCCCGGCAUCUCCACACCCAGGAAACGCGGCGAAGGGAUGGGAGAUAUGGAGAUCUGUGCAGAUACUGCUACCCUGUUGAUGACUCAGAAGAUCAGCCUGAGGGCUGAAAACGAAGAGCGGCGCAUCCCAGACUCGUCCUGCCAAGACCACAUGAUAGGCUCCGGCUGCCAGACCAGGACCCUGGACAGCGGCAUCGGCACCUUCCCGCUCCCCGAUUCCGUCACCAGGGCCGGCGGUCGCCACGUCCCCAAAUCAGAGUCCAGCCCGGACGUGGCGACCGCCGGCUCCUCCGAUCCGCACCGGGAGCCUUCCUCUUCUCCCCCGGACCCCUCGCGACCCGACGUGACAGUGCCUUUCCUCCCCAAAACCUACCCGCAUGCCCCUACCGGCAUGGGUCACUCCCUGUCCGAUCCCAGCGUGACCCGCAACGCACGGGACGCCCAGAGCCGCCUGCCCAAAUUGGCUUCUCCAGAUUCAAUCCAAACCAAGAGGUUGAGUCUCUGCUCUCCACGCAGCGACUCGAUCUCCAGCGGGGACAAAGAGAGGGGGGCAGAGAGGACGAUGACAGCCCGGGAUCAUGAAACGUCCCGUGAAAGAGACCCGCAAGUGGCCACAUACUCGGGGAGCAGCAGCGACACAGAGACCGAACCCGAAGGACCCGGAGGCCGUCCACCGAGGAGCCCGAUCGACCGACUGAAGAAGCGCGACUCUGCAGCGGAGCAGAACGAGGAGACCCUGACCAGAAGCAGCGUGGAGAAGUCCUUGUCCAUCAUGGACUACUACCAGCACGAGAUGUUUUCUCCUGUGGAGAAGGACAGCCGGCGGAUCUCCCAGUACAACCUGUUGCACAAGGAGCGCUCGCCGGACGGGAGAGCGGGCGACCGACUCAGUAAGGAGGUUGCCAUGGAGAAGGCGCCCGUCAGCGCCCAGGCGAGCUCCCUCCACUUCUCCCUGGAGUCCCUGAACGAGCGGGAUCACACGGGGCCGGGCAGGGCGGACGGGCCCCCCCCCCCCUCCUCCUCCUCCUCCUCCAGCUUCUCGGGCAAGCCGGCGGCCGAUCCCGCGGGCUCCCUCAGCGACUCGCUGUACGACAGCUUCUCCUCCUGCACCAGCCAGGGCUCCAACGAGGCGUAGGUGGCGGCCCGGAGAGGUCGGACCGGCGCGUUGGACACGUCGGGGGGGGUCUCGGGGCCACUUGCUCGUCUCCUGGAUGAUUCUCAUCUCAUCCUUCAGAAAUACCCUGUUUUUUUUUUUUUUUUAGCAUUAUCGUUUGCGUCCGCAAGUCCAAACGACUGUCGGCCGCUGUUUGGAUCCGGACCACAGCGCGAAGCACUUAGUGGAGGACGGCGACACCGGGGCUUGUGAUGGUCCCGCUCAGGCUGAGGUGGACUUUGUCCCUUUUGGAAGUCUUUCUCCUCGUCGUCACAAACGCGACGAUUUGUAAGGAGUGUGCGGUGAAGGACGCGCGGGCCCACCGGCGCCUUCGGGGGCGGCGCCGGUGGGCGACUCGGCUGAUUGCCGCUGAUUUGCAUUCCUGUCUGAGAGUAGCUUGAAACCCACAGGGCCGUUUUAUGUUUUGCUGCUAAGAACGUCGCCCAAAUAUUGCCAAUGAUUGAAUGACCACCCACAAUAAUCCACCUGCUUCAUCAAUGUCUACUUCUCUUUUUCAAGCCACUUUUUUUUUUUACAAAUCACAUGAUUCCAAUUUGCUUUUAUUUCUGUAACUUUGCAUCCCUUUCAAAGGAUGUUGUCUUUGGUGGUGUACUUUUAGGGAACUAUGCAGGCCGCAAACAGGAAAACGACCCUUUUCAAAUGACUUAAACAAUCACUGUUGAUCUGAGGAAACUGAUUCCGUAGCAGCAGGGGUUCAGCUGAAGAAAUGCUCCCAUGUGGUACGUAAAGUAGCGCGAGGAUCCUUCCCCGCGGGACUGGUACCCGGUGUCGUUGUUGGUAGCUCAGGGAACAUGCUGGACUAGAUGUACUAGAUCACUUUGGGUUUCUCAGUCUCUUCACAUCGGAACUCUCCAAACCUCAGUUUUCCUUUUUUUCCCUUUCGUAGUUGUAUAUUAUGUUGUGAAUAUAUAUAUAUAUAUAAAUAUAUAUGAAGCUAAUAUCAGAAUGGGCAUUGCUGAUUGACGUAUGCAAAUGAGAAAACACCAACAACAAUAACAGAUGUAAAUUGUUUGCCAAUCGUUCAUUUAUGUAAAUUGUUUGAAAUAGCAUGUAUCUUUUCAUUAUAUAGAAUUCUUUGGAGGUUGUUGUUUUGAAGCUAAAUCUUUAUUUUGAUCAAUAAGAGCUAUUACUAAGACAUAUUUGAACCUUUUAGGUGAAGUAAUGCCAAAUUUCUACUGGAAUUUGACCAGCUGGUGCUAAUCAACAGUGUGUGUUUCAAUUUUUCUAUGAAAUUGUUAAUAUUGUAUGAAGAGGACUUGUGUAUUUUUCUAGGUGUCCAGUAUUUAUACCCACAUUUUGUACUGUCAGACUGUAGUGUGAUUGUCAUGCUCCACCUCUCUCCUUAAAUGUUCCUGGUUCCUUUGUAAAGAGAAAUGGUUACCAGCAGUGUUACUUUGGUAAUUAUUAUUAAUGUUAUUAUUAUUACUGUGUGCAAUUCUGUCUGUUACGCCAGGCAUUAAUGCUAUAUUUUAUGUAACUAUUUCCUAAAUAAAUAAGAUAAAUUUCCUAUUUCAAA
This is a messenger RNA of Gasterosteus aculeatus aculeatus (three-spined stickleback), 7793 nucleotides long. Its product is annotated as nck-associated protein 5-like. Lineage: Eukaryota; Metazoa; Chordata; Actinopteri; Perciformes; Gasterosteidae. The record is from RefSeq and is a predicted model, not a curated record. Gene Ontology annotation, biological process: microtubule bundle formation; microtubule depolymerization. Gene Ontology annotation, cellular component: microtubule plus-end.